CAUAUCUGCUCUGUCUAGCCAGCCUGCUUUGCAAUUCCACAUUAGUACCGUGGAUCGCUUGACCACGGCACCAGCACCGUCAUUUGUCAUCAUCGUCAUAAUCACCAUUAUUGUCGUUCCAAUAGUAUCACACCGUCCACAUGGCCCUAGCACCGAGGUGCUAACAUUCCUACGCAACAAAUCAUCGUCACUCUUUACGCUUCCGUCCCGCUUUGUACAUGCAUGUCAACACUUGGAGCUACAAACACAGCAUCAUUAGCAUGUAAGAGAUGUGCGCCUCAUCAGACACAGACGCCGUUGUACAUGCAGGGCUACACCCCACACGAGAGGAACGGUCCAGGGACUUUUUGUUAAUAAAGUUUCAAACACGGCAUACACACCAAGUACAUGCCACUUAUGACGCUGCAGCAUUUGAACACCCUCUUUCUGCAUCAUCAUCAUCAUCAUCAUCAUCACAUGGCCCGGCACGAUGCACUGCCGCAACAAGCCAUCUUCCCUUUUCUUAAACUUCCUCGGGAGCUCAGAGACCAUAUAUAUGACUAUGCCUUUGCUGCUCAAAACCACCGUUGCCAGCGCCCCAUUGAGCGGCGCAAUCUAAAGUACUUCCAGCCCAGCGCCGCUGCCAUUCUCCUCAUAACCCGCCAUGACUACUUCCUCCUCAACCGCCAAGUCGCCCGUGAAGCGCUCGAGGUGCUCUUCAAGCACCAUACCGUCUAUCUCAGCUGUGGGCCCUUUGUACUCAAGACCCUGUUUCAAAAGAUUGAAGAACCAAAUGGUCCCGGCAGACAAUGGCUCAAGUGGCUGAAAAAGAUACACCUGGACUGGGAGACACUCCCCAACCUACGCAACUAUCCCCCAGAGCGAGAUGAGGCCCGAGUCGAUGACUACUGGGAGCACGACCAAGUUGAAGUUGACGUCGACUACAUCCGAGGCGCAUACUACAACGCCCACUACGACGAGUACGACCACGAAGGCCAACACUACGACGACAACCUGUAUGAUCCUCCAAACAUGCCUCUAUACCCUUCCUUCCGCCACCGUACCCCCUCCCAGCCCCCCAACGCAAACGACCCCUUCGGCCUCUCAACCCACUACCCCUUCAUCGACCCCAACCGCGAUCCCGCACAGGAAGCCUCGGCUGCAGACAUAUCCAGCAAACUCGAUCUCCUCGUCUCCCUCGAAGUAACCCCUUUGUUCACCUACCUCUCCUCGCCUUCCUUCAACCUCACCAGCAUCACCCUCCCCUUGGCCUUUAUAUCCCGCGAGUCGUACCACCACCGCCACCUCUCGCGCCCAGGCUACGCGCUCCCCGUGAAAAUCCGCUACUGGAUCCAAGUCUGUGUCCACGCACUACUUAUGCUCGUUGCCCCGCGUGCACUCGGAUGUGCGGAAUCGACGACGGCGGCGACGACGACGACGAGUCUGCAACAAGUGCGGGUUCGCUAUGCCCCCACGGAUAUCUGGGCGUCAAUGGAACCUGCCGAUGAUCUGGCGCGUAUGGUGGAUGAGGGCGUUUGGUUUGACGCUCCCGACGAGGGGCAAGAGGAUGACCGCCAGGGCCAGGGCGAAGCCUUUCGUGCAGUGUGGGAAGGCAUGAAGGCACGGAUUCCUCUGGAGCAGCGCAAGGAGCUAGGCGAGCGCUGGGGUCUUUGUGCCGCCGUCUCGUUUGUCCCUUGGGAUGGCGAGAUUGAUAAUGGCAGGGUUGGUGACGAGCUCGAGGUCGUAUUUACUAGGGAUCAUUCCUCCCGAUAA
Messenger RNA from Bipolaris maydis ATCC 48331, 1752 nucleotides. RefSeq lists its product as uncharacterized. NCBI's taxonomy places the organism in Eukaryota, Fungi, Ascomycota, Dothideomycetes, Pleosporales, Pleosporaceae. The record is from RefSeq and is a predicted model, not a curated record.